Molecule: messenger RNA, 2984 nt
Organism: Wyeomyia smithii (pitcher-plant mosquito)
Lineage: Eukaryota; Metazoa; Arthropoda; Insecta; Diptera; Culicidae
Gene: Rnp4F
Product: squamous cell carcinoma antigen recognized by T-cells 3
Exons: 5
Coding region: 97-2763 (888 amino acids)
Biological process (GO): RNA processing
Molecular function (GO): RNA binding; protein binding
Source: RefSeq, a predicted model, not a curated record
UUUUUUUUGCAAUGCGUCGUUCGGUCCGUUGCUUACCGCCAGUUGGUCAAACAUCUUUUUUUUGCGUGAGAAACUCUUAACAAAAAGUACUGAAAUAUGUCUGAUGCCGAAAUGAAAAGCGAUAAUGAUGGAAACGAUGAUUCCAUGGACUCUUCCGGUUCUGGCGACGCAGAUGAAAUUCCAUCGAAAGCCGCCACCGUUGGUUCUUCCUCGUCUGAUAGUGACGACACGGAGGACGAUGAUGACGAAGCGAACCAGAUCAAGCAGUAUCUGGAACUGCUGGGAAAAAUUCAAGAGGACAAGUACAAUUACGAUAACUAUGUAAAACUACUGGAUAAUGCUCAUCGAAUGACCGACCUAGAUAAAAUCCGACAAAGUGCAGAGAUUUUCGCCUCAGUAUAUCCCCUAUCACCGGAGAUUUGGUUGCGUUGGUUGAGCUGCGAACAGACCAUAGCGUCCAGCCCCGAGCAGUUGCGGGAAGUGGAUAAAUUGUACCGGCGGGCGUUGGGAGACUAUUUCUCCGUCGAAGUUGCGGAACAGUAUGCGCAGCUGGCGCUACUAGCGGACCUUGAACUUUCUGAAUCCAUCUGGGAUACGUUAAUUCCAACGUACGGGUUACAUACCACCAAGGGUCGUGCCAUUUGGAGCGCUUAUCGCGAGGAUUAUCUGACGAAAACUGAAGAAUCUACGGAGCGUUUGAACAGAUUGGCGCGAAUAUUCGAGCAGGAGCUGAAAAUUCCUUUGAAAAAUAUGGAGGAUUCAUACAUUGAGUACAAACUGCUUUGCGAGAAGCAUAAAGAUGUGCUGGAGGACUUGAACCCGGAGAAAUUCGAGCGGCGAUACAAACAGGCCAAAGAUUUACUUCAGAGGAUGUUACCGUUUGAGGAUAAGUUAUUGGCGCUAGAGCCUCACUGUCACCAGGAACGCGCGGAACUCUAUCGGCAGUAUAUACGUGAGUGUCGUUCCCAGCUGGGAGAUGAUGAACUGCAAGUUCUCUACGAGCGAUCGGCAACGGAUUGCUGUUUGGAUCCGUCUGUGUGGUGUGAUUAUUUGAGAUAUUUAGAUAAAUAUCCUCCGGACCUUGAGGAAAGUUCUGCCUCCCCAGUAUUCAGCCAGAGCGCGUUUGAUUUGGUUAAUCGGGCGUUAAGAAACUGUCCGUGGAGCGCCGAGCUGUACGUUGAAAAGAUGCGAAUUGUUGAGCGGGAAAAGCGUCCCAAAGAAGAUAUCCUUAAGAUAAUGGAGGAGGUCGCGACGGUGGAGUUUCAGGCUCCGGAACCGGCUGUUAAGGUAUGGCUGGAGUACUUAACCUACCUGCGCAGGCAUGCCAAUUAUGAAGAGGAAAAAGAGAGAGAUAUUUUGCGAUCUAAUUUCGAAUUGGCCUGGAAUCAGUUGGGUAGGACUUGGGGAGAACUGGCAGAUCCGGAGUGUAAGAUUUUACAGUUCUGGGGACGGCUGGAAUAUGGUCAGCUUGGAAACCCUCUGAAAGGUCGCGAUCUUUGGCAGAAUGUAAUGGAAAGUUCGGAUAAUUCUACGCGAGCAGGACUCUGGAUUGAAUAUGCUGAGUUGGAAGCAAAACGGGGUAUGGAACCGGUUAGGAAACUAUACCGGAAAGCCAUCGGUUCGGUUGGUCUCAAUGAUCCAGAGACACUAGCAGCUGCCUGGAUGAGAUUUGAACGUUGCUAUGGAUCAUUAGAACAGCUGGCUUCUUGUCAGGAGAUUUGCACUGCCACGGUACAAGCGUAUUAUAAAUCACUUAAUAUGCAGCGAACACCGAAGGGCCGUCGUUCAGAUCCGAAAAAAGAACAAGAACCGAAGGAAGGUUCGUCAAAAACCAAACCGAAUCUGAAACGUCCUUUAAAUGACCAGAGCUCAGAUGCUGAUUUCAAAAAGCCUAACAUUCCGAUAGGUCCAGAGCCACCUAAAAAAUCUGAAUCUAGUUUGGAGGAAAACACGAAAAGAAUUCGUUUAGAGGAACCACCAGCCAAGGAAAUUGACACUUCCAGCGAUAGCCGUCGUCUGUUUUUCAGCAAUCUCAGUUUCGAUGCCACCGAAGAUCAGAUUCGUGCCAAUUUUCCGGAGCUACACUUUAAAUCUAUUGAAUUGGUUCAAGGUUCCAGUGGUAAAAGUCGUGGUUUUGGGUAUGUUGAGUUCGAAAGUGAACAGGACGUACAACGUGCGCUCAGCUUCGACCGUCGCCCACUGGAUGGUCGCCCUGUGUUCAUAUCCUCCCUGGCUCGAGACAAGACAAACCGGCAGCACAAGUUUAAAUAUUCCGAGCGUUUCGAGCCCAACAAGCUUUUCAUCAAGGGGCUCCCCUUCGAAGCUGGCAACGAAGAGGUGCGAAAAUUGUUCGAACCGUAUGGCAAACUGCGGGACGUUCGCGUUGUGUACUAUCGCAGCGGCAAGUCUAAGGGACUGGCCUACGUAGAGUAUGAAAGCGAAGCAGCCGCAAAAAAUGCCGUCCUCAAGAUGGACCAGUACGAGAUGAGUGGAUUCACGCUUUCGGUUGCGCUCUCCGCUCCACCACCGAGGGGAAAUCCGACCGGAAGUGGUGUACAGGAAACCGCUCCAUCUACCGGGAGUAGCUUGGGUGGAGGAAAGCGACAUGCUGUCAAGGGUGAUGUGAAACAAAAGUUAUCUAGUAUGAUUCCGACAUCACUUUUGAGAAAAACUGCAGCGCAGACCGUUUCUCAACCAGGAAACAGCUCCAAUGGAAACAAACCGAAAUCAAAUGAGGAUUUCCGGAAGCUUUUGCUGAAAUAGUUCCUGAACAUAACCAUUUUUGUUUCAUGUUUUUUCUCUUUUUCUUUUUUCACAAUGUUCCUGUCUUCGAGCCAUAACGGAGUUUCUUUCCUUUUUUUCAUCUCUACAAAAACGAUAAUUACCGUUAAGUAAAUGUUUUCCGUGUUUCAUACCAUUAUAUUUUUCUAAGAACAGUAAUUACUUGAGAAGUAACGAAAAUAAAAAAAUAUGAAUUGCCACAA